AUGCAAAACGGCAGCCCAAACGGCCCAUCACCCCACGAUGAACGCGUGACGCCUGUGCCUACCUCCCCACGUCCUGAAGAUUCUACAUUGGAAAUUCCAGCCGAUUCUACCUCCAGCGAGUCGAUCCCUUCCCUACCGAACGACAAUGAACUUGGUCAUCAACUGGACGAGCCUCCAUCGAAGAAACGACGCCUAACAGACACAACCCCGUCGCGUCGUUCAACCCCCCGACCUCCUUCGCCACCAUGGAAGAAGGUUGGUGUGGAGGGCCCGACGUCCUUCGUGGUGGAGGGUAAGCGCAGGUCGUCGCGGACGAACGCGGUUCCUAUGGAAAUGCAGCCACCGUCCGAUAAGCGUCAUACGCGUGCAGCGCAGCAGACUUAUGCGAAUAAGAAUACCCGUGGUGGCGCGAAACCGAACACAUCGUCACCGCUAGCUGUCACCCAGUCGCGUACCGAGAUUAAUGGGAAGUCCGGUGGCAAGCAGGUGACAAAUGGUUCACCCAAGACCGUGUCUACUAAGGCCACAUCUGGCAGACAGCAACCGCCAUCACAAUCUCCUGCGCCCAAAUCAUCACAUUCUCGUACCCGAUCCCGAACCUCUACUUCCGCCCCUCGAGCUCGUUCAAGCGUGAACGGUGCUAGCCCUCAUCAAACCCGCGACCGCUCCUCCCUUUCCGCCACAUCCCCAGCGCCAUUUGAAGCGAGUCUCGAUGGCGCAGGUGAAAUUGACAAUCAGGUACAGUCUGGACCUCAGAUUGUGCCGCGACUCCGAAUCAAAGUGAAAAAGCCAGUUCUUCCAAUUCGACACCCUGGCCACGUGCUCAGCAGGAAAUUUGAGUCCUUUAAGGAAUGGAUGGAUCAUGAAGAUGCUCCGGCUUUGCUCUCAUCGGAAGAAGCUCUCGAAGAAGCCAAGAGACGACAAGAAGUUCUUGAUGCGGCGGAACCCGGUGGACCGUUAAGUUCAGAGGUCUGCUCUGCAUACAUCACGGAAGAACAGGAGGAACCGCCGUCACAAUACUCGCAUCAAGAUCACUUGGUUGCGCAUGCACUUUAUUUCCAGAAGCUUUUGGAUAAGGAGCACAAGCGUCAUCGUCAGAUGGCCAAGCUUUUUGCUCAGUGGUGCGCCGAUGCCUACAGAAAACGUCAUAAGAACCCAGAGGACAUUCUUCGAGAACAGCAAGAAGAGAUGCGCGGAAAGCGCAAGCAGCUGGGCAAAGAUCUCCAAAAGAUGUUUGAUUUGGCACGCGCUGAAAUCGACCGGGUACGUCUUGCACGGUGGGAGGAAGAGCGAAAGGUUCAAGAUCAGCUAGCUCUUGAUCGUGCCAUCCGAAAAUCAACCAUGCUCUUCGAAAAACGUCGGUCCGAAAUUCUUGGAGAGGUUCCCAGUGAUGCUCCUGGAUCGAGCGAAGACGAAGAUGGAGAGACUGAUUAUUCGUCGGACUCCUCAGCAGCAGGUAACGGAAGCAAUAUGUCAACAUCGGAGUCUGGAUCUGAUGACGAAGCCAAUUUGGACGAUGAUGCCAAGUUGACUGCAGAAGAGCUUCGAUUAAAGUAUGCCAAUCUACCAACCGAAGACACACUUGAUCAAGUGUCCGUGAUAUCUGCGUCAAUUGACAACAGCGAAGCGGUAAUCGAUGAUACAGACUCUCAGGCAAUCCCUGGUGACACCAAGCUGGAUGACGUUGAUUCUGUCUUGAUGGAUGAUAGUGACGAAUCUAUCGACAUGGACGAUGACAUAAGUGAUAGUGAGGAUGAGAGUGGAUCUGGCGACGAAGGUUCUGAUGCGGACUCUGAAGGGAGUGAUGCUCCAUCUGAUAUGUUUGGGUUCUUCUCACGCAAGCAACGGGCUAAAAAUGCAGAUUCUGGUGAAGUGGACACAGAAGAAGUCGACGAGGACGAUGAUAAUGACGAAGAAUUUACACCCAAAGGAGAAGAACCCGAAGAGAAUGAGACCGAGGGUCAAGAUGAUGUUUCGAUUCUUCCAGCCGAGUUAGAUAUCGCCGAGGACCAGGAAAUGGCCGAUGAGGGUACGCCCGCAGAAGUCGUGGAAGCCUCCAUAGACACCCCUGCCUUCACCGAGGAUGCAUCAAUAGCCGAUACUCCCAUGGACGAUGUGCUUACUGAAGCAAGUCUAUCUGAGCCGAAUGCCCUUGUCGAGAUUUCGGAAGAUGCGACAGCAGCUAUCGACACAGAGCCACUUCAAGACAACCAUGCCAGUGGAGAGGUAUCCAGUGAAGCAUCUCCUGGAACAUUUGAAACUAAACCUUCCGAGCCUGACUCUGUUUCUUCAUACGAACCUACAACUGAGAAAGCACUUCAGGAGGUCAAUUCACCUGCACCAGGCUUGAAGACACCUAUUCCACACCUUCUUCGUGGCACUUUGCGUGAAUACCAGCACUAUGGAUUGGACUGGCUUGCGGGUCUUUACAAUAACCAUAUCAACGGUAUCUUGGCAGAUGAAAUGGGUCUUGGUAAAACUAUUCAAACCAUCGCCCUGCUUGCUCAUCUUGCUGUAGAUCAUGGUGUCUGGGGUCCCCACCUUGUGGUAGUGCCCACUAGUGUCAUGCUGAACUGGGAAAUGGAAUUCAAAAAAUGGUGCCCUGGCUUUAAAAUCAUGACCUACUAUGGAAAUCAAGAGGAGCGCAAACAGAAACGCCGAGGUUGGAACGACGACAACUCAUGGAAUGUGUUGAUCACGUCGUAUCAACUUAUCCUGCAGGAUCAAACGUCUCUCAAGAGACGGAAUUGGCAUUACAUGGUUCUGGAUGAAGCACAUAACAUCAAGAACUUCCGGUCGCAAAGAUGGCAAGCUCUCCUUACAUUCAGGACUCGAGCCAGGCUUCUUUUGACUGGUACACCCCUUCAGAACAACUUAACUGAAUUGUGGUCUCUUCUGUUCUUCUUGAUGCCUUCCGAUGGAGAUAAUACGGGUGUUGAAGGCUUCGCUGACUUGAAAGACUUCUCUGAGUGGUUCCGACGACCAGUCGAGCAGAUCUUAGAGCACGGCAGAGAAACAAUGGAUGACGAGGCCAAGCAAGUGAUCACCAAGCUUCACACCGUUCUUCGUCCUUACAUUUUGCGUCGAAUGAAGGCCGAUGUUGAGAAGCAGAUGCCUGGAAAGUAUGAGCAUGUGAUGUACUGCCGACUCUCUAAGCGGCAGCGAUUCCUUUAUGAUGGCUUCAUGUCGAUGGCUCAAACCAAAGAAACACUCGCCUCGGGCAACUUCCUUUCUAUCAUCCACUGUCUCAUGCAACUUCGCAAGGUCUGCAACCAUCCGGAUCUCUUUGAAACACGACCCAUCUCCACAUCCUUCGCCAUGCCUCGAUCUGUGGCUACUGAUUACAACGUAAAGGAGAGUCUCGUCCGCCGAAGACUUCUCUUUGACCAUCCUCUCACCAAGGUCGAUUUAGACUUCCUCAAUCUUGCACCCAUCUCUCGUGAAGAUAUCUCGCGACGACUAGCGGAUGAUAGCAUUCGACUGAUGGCCUUCGGCCCAUUCAAGACUCUCCGCGAGCGCCAAUACAACCGAACCAAUUGGAACAUGCAGUUCAACGGUUCUACGAUGGAAACAAUCUUGUCCUCGUUGGAGAAUGCCUGUCGCAAGAGGCGAAUGGCUGAAUUAGAGCGAUGCUUGUACUUCGAAUCAAAGCGUCAUGGUCGCCGCCCUGUGUACGGUAGCAGUUUGGUUGAGUUCCUACGAGCCGGGACCAAGGAACAUGCUCUGUCCAAUGCUCCCUUGCGAAAAAGUAACAUGGCCGAGUGGCUCUCAAGCCGUUCAUCUGUUCUUGCAUCUAUGAUUCUCACUCUUGAGGAGCGAUCUUAUGAAAUGGAUGGUUACGUCCAAAGAUUUGCCUGUGUUACUCCGGCUGCCGUUGCCUCGGGCAUGACAGAAGCCGCAUUGACUCCUGUUGAGACGCGUCUCCUGACCAAUACUGCCAAAGAUCAACCGUAUGAUCCCUUCCACGAAGCUCGCAUGCGCCUUUCAAUUGCAUUCCCCGACAAGAGAUUGCUGCAAUAUGACUGCGGUAAACUCCAGCGAUUGGAUAAGCUACUACGUGAUCUGAAAGCUGGCGGCCAUCGUGCUCUGAUCUUCACGCAGAUGACUAAGAUGCUGGAUAUCCUGGAGCAGUUCCUCAACAUUCAUGGCCACCGCUACCUACGUCUGGAUGGAACCACGAAGGUCGAAUCGCGACAAAUGUUGACUGAGCGAUUCAACAGUGAUCCCCGUAUUCUGGCCUUCAUUCUAUCUAGUCGAUCUGGUGGUCUGGGUAUCAACUUGACAGGUGCCGACACUGUCAUCUUCUACGAUCUAGACUGGAAUCCUGCCAUGGACAAACAGUGUCAAGAUCGUUGCCAUCGUAUCGGUCAAACCCGUGACGUCCAUAUCUACCGCUUUGUUUCGGAGUAUACGAUUGAAUCUAACAUCCUCCGCAAGGCCAAUCAAAAACGGAUGCUGGACGAUGUGAUCAUCCAAGAGGGAGAGUUCACAACAGACUACUUCACCAAGCUUCAGAAUGCGCCGGUAGAAGAGACUGAUGACCGUGAUGGUAAAGACGAAGCCAGUGCUGCUAUGGAUCGUGUUCUGGGCAACCGGGUUACAACCGGCUCUCGUGCGUUCGAACAAGCCGAAGACAAAGAGGAUAUUGAUGCGGCCAAGAAUGCUCAGAAGGAAUUGGAACAUGCCGAUGACGGUGACUUUGAUGAGCGUACUCCUUCCAAUGGGACACCGGCACAGACUGGUACUCCAUUGCCCGACACUGGUGAAGCUACUCACUCCCCCACUGCGGUUGACCCUGAAGAGCCGGAAUCCAUCGAACCAAAUCACAUUGAUGAUUAUCUGCUUCGUUUCAUGGAAUGGAACAUGCGCGAUGAACCCCUGGUGCUACCCCAAGACAAGAGCAAGAAGAAGUCGAAGAAGGGCAAGGAGCAUCACCUCAAACGCCGUCGUUAA
Messenger RNA from Penicillium malachiteum, 4953 nucleotides. It is a transcript of the gene swr1, whose product is annotated as putative SNF2 family helicase/ATPase (Swr1). Gene Ontology annotation, cellular component: Swr1 complex. Lineage: Eukaryota; Fungi; Ascomycota; Eurotiomycetes; Eurotiales; Aspergillaceae. Gene Ontology annotation, molecular function: ATP binding; histone binding; ATP-dependent chromatin remodeler activity. The transcript has a single exon. The record is from RefSeq and is a predicted model, not a curated record. Bases 1 to 4953 code for a protein of 1650 amino acids.